AUGGCGAUCUACAAUGGUCCUGCUCGAGGAGGAACUCGAGGAGGAAAGGACCAAUUUGACUGGUCCGAGAUCAAGGAGAAACAUGGAGACACCGUCUUUCAAGCUCAAAACUAUCUAGGUCACUCUGUGAAGGCAGCAGCGGGAAGAUGGCAAAAGUUCAAGGAUCUUAACUGGUACGUCAAUGAAACG
Guillardia theta CCMP2712 is the source of this 189-nucleotide messenger RNA. RefSeq lists its product as hypothetical. Lineage: Eukaryota; Cryptophyceae; Pyrenomonadales; Geminigeraceae. The record is from RefSeq and is a predicted model, not a curated record. The transcript has a single exon. The annotation marks the transcript as partial.